AUCAUCAUAAUCGCAUGGUUUGAUGUGAUAGAAUUUUUUUAACAAGAAUAUUUUUGUUAGUUUUUUUUGUCAUCAAAAUGUUUAGGUCUUUAAUGCAAACAUGUAGUCAAAAUUUCGGCCGAACAUUUAUCAAUCAAUCAUCGAUCGAUAUUAAUUUGAAUAACUCAAGAAUAGUCAAUUCGGUAUUAACAAUAUCGGUUCGAAAUGGAAGAUAUUCUGCACCAACUACUAAACGUCGUAAAACUUAUCCAUAUCAUUGGUUAGGAAGAGCAGAAAAAAAUUCUACAUUAAAAAAUUAUCUUACAAAAGAAAAUAAAAAAUUUUUAGAUGAUAUCGAUCAUAGUAAGCAAGAACCAUUUCAAAAUAAUAAAAGUCCAUUGAAAAUUGAACAAUUGGAAAAAUGUGAAUAUGAAGAAGGAUCAAUGCGUUGCGGUGUUAUUGCCAAAAAAAUUGGCGUUCAACCAAUGUGGACGAAAGAUGGUCAAAGAUUAUUAACCUCUGUCCUUCAAAUUGUUGAUAAUCAUGUAGUUUCUUAUAUCAAAAAUGAAGAUUUUGUCCGUACACGAAGACCAUUCUAUAAGAAUCAUAGAUUCAAAAAUAUGGAUGUAUUAGUUGUUGGUGCUGAAAAUGCCAGUCAUUUAAAUUAUCCAUUAUCGUAUCUGGGAUUAUUCCAAAAAGCGAAUUUACCACCAAAAAAGAAAUUGACUCGAUUUUUUAUCACUCCAAAUGCAAAAUUGACUCCAGGAACCCCAUUGUUAGCAAAUCAUUUUUGUGUUGGUCAUUAUGUUGAUGUUUGGGGCAAAACUAUAGAUCAUGGAUUUCAGGGUGUUAUGAAACGAUGGAAUUUUAAAGGUCAAUUAAAGCAUCAUGGUGUUACUAAAGCUCAUCGACGUCCAGGUACGAUAGCUAGAGGUCGAAAACUAAUGGGUCCAGUAAAAGGUACUAAAAUGGCUGGCCAUAUGGGUUCAGAAAGAAGAACAUUGAAAGGUUUGAAAAUCUGGCGCAUCAAUACCAAGUAUAAUGUUAUAUGGGUUCAUGGACCUGCAGUUCCAGGUGCAACUAAUUCAUGGGUAUAUAUUCAUGACACUUCAUUACAAGAAAAAAAAUAUAAUAAAGAUAAUCAUCCACCGUUUCCCACUUAUUACGAGGAAGAAAGUGAAGAAAAAUUACCCGAAAACAUCUAUGAUAAAGAUCUUCAUCCAUUUGAUGAACCAUCUUUGCUUUUCGAAGAAACUGAAGAGGAAAGAAAAGCUGCAUUGGCGGCAUUAAGAAUGACCAAGAAAGCAAAGAUUGCCAAGAUUCGUUAAUAUUUAAAAAUAUUUGUAAAAUUAGUAAAAAAAAAUUUCAAUAAAUCAUGUGAAUUUAUUCAUUUAUAAA
Dermatophagoides pteronyssinus (European house dust mite) is the source of this 1377-nucleotide messenger RNA. It is a transcript of the gene mRpL3, whose product is annotated as mitochondrial ribosomal protein L3. Gene Ontology annotation, molecular function: structural constituent of ribosome. Gene Ontology annotation, cellular component: ribosome; mitochondrial large ribosomal subunit. Gene Ontology annotation, biological process: translation. The record is from RefSeq and is a predicted model, not a curated record. NCBI's taxonomy places the organism in Eukaryota, Metazoa, Arthropoda, Arachnida, Sarcoptiformes, Pyroglyphidae.